Molecule: messenger RNA, 501 nt
Organism: Fusarium musae
Lineage: Eukaryota; Fungi; Ascomycota; Sordariomycetes; Hypocreales; Nectriaceae
Exons: 2
Coding region: 1-501 (166 amino acids)
Source: RefSeq, a predicted model, not a curated record
AUGCCAAAGCCCAAGCCCUGGCUGCCGCAAGAACCAGGGCCAAAACUCCCUCCCUACGACAUCAAUCUGAUGGGUCCCAAUGUCACAUUCCUGAAAGCUCUCGACACCGACUCCGCCCACGGCACCAUCGUGAAAGCACGCGUCGGCCGUUAUCUGUACGCCAUAAAAUUCCUCACCACACCUCCAAACGUUAUCAACACCAGAGAUAUUUACGGCCGCAAAGGAUCAUGGAGCUGCUGUGAUGAAUUUGACUGGUAUUUCUCCCCGUUUGAGAACGAGUGUCGAGCUUUCGGCAGAUUGAAGGAGCAGAAAGCCGAGUCGAUUGCUGUUAAAGUCUACGGAUGGGUUGCCCUGACAACAAGACAAAUUAGAAGAAAGCUUGCUGCUGGAGGUGCGCCGAAAUUAAACGGGUUUCCUCCUGGGCUACUCUACGGCAUUGUCAAAGACUGGGUCGAAAUAACUCACUGGCACGAUUUGAAGCAACGCGUUACGUACGAUUAA